Molecule: messenger RNA, 2680 nt
Organism: Macaca mulatta (Rhesus monkey)
Lineage: Eukaryota; Metazoa; Chordata; Mammalia; Primates; Cercopithecidae
Source: RefSeq, a predicted model, not a curated record
GGCGUUCAGGGGUCAGGAAAUGGGUGUGCCGCGGCGAAGGCGCUGGGCCGGCGAGCCGCGGAAGCCGGGAGGGCGGCGAUGGUAGGGCACGCGACCAGCGGAGGCGCGGCCCGCAGCGGCACGUGUGUCCCGGCGCCGCAUUUCCAAGCUGCUGCACCCCGGGAGCCUGGCUGCGGCCACAGCGAAGGCUGUCGGGCCGUGCAGCUGAGCGGCCGAGCCUCCGAUGGCCCCUCCUCCCGCCUGGCCGAGCUCUGGCCUGGGCCGGCUGGGGGCUUCGUGGUUGGCCACGCCGGCCUUUUCCUCGCCUGUGACCGGCGUGAUUGCAGGGGGUUUUCGGUGGACGUUAGGCGACGGAGGGGGGCUCCUGUAAGAGACUGAGGUUUCUGUCCGCGGCACUGCCUUCGCUGAAAAGAGCUUGCAUCUGAGCCCCCGCACCGCAGGAGCGAGCCAGGCUCCUGAGAAUGAGGAAUCCAUCCCCACUGGGAGUAAGAAAUGACCAAGGUCCGGGAACCAGUUACAUUCAAGAAUGCCUCUGUGGCCUUCACGGAGGAGAAGUGAGGCCGCCUGGACUCUGCUCCCAGGAAGCUGUGCAGAGCUGUAAUGCUGGGAACUACAGGAACUUGGUCUUGGUGGACGAAGUCUCACUCUGUCACCCAGGCUAGAGUGCAGUGGCACAAUCUCGGCUCACUGUAAGCUCCACCUCCCAGGUUCAAGCGAUUCUCCUGACUCAGCAUCCUGAGUAGCUGGGACUACAGGUGCCCGCUAUCACGUCCUGCUAUUUUUUGUAUAUUUACAAGAGACGGUUUCACCAUAUUGACCAGGCUGAUCUCAAACUCCUGACCUCAGGAGACUUGAAUGAAAAUUCUGUGGAGAAUCUUCAGCAGAAAGCACUUCAGGAUCUGUUACAUGAGCUUUCCUCCUGGCUAAUUUUGGAAGGCAUGGCCAGUACAAUUACCGGAAGUCAGGAUUGUAUCGUGAAUCAUCAAGGGGAAGUGGAUGGGGAGCCUGAACUAGACCUUUCCCUUUGUCAACAGUGGGGAGAAGCAUCUUCUCGUAUUUCCAGAAACAGGGACAGUGUGAUGACUCUUCAAAGUGAUUAUUUCAAAAACAGUGAAAGUGAAACAUAUUUGCCUUUGAAAGUCCCAAGCCAAAUAGACACACAAUACUCUUCAGUGAAGUUCUGUAAGAAGGAGCCUCAGAAUCAUCAGGAAAGCAAACAUCUCUUUGUAACGGAAGAAAGCACUGAGAGAAAAGUGAUAAAGGGAGAAAGUUUUUCAGAGAACCUUCAAGUUAAAAUGGUGUCUGAUGGAAAAGAACUGGCCUCGCCAUUGUUAAAUGGUGAGGCAACUUGCCAGAAUGGCCAGUUAAAAGAAUCUUUGGAUCCCAUUAACUGUAACAGCAGAGACAUUUAUGGAUGGAAAUCACAGGUGAUCAGUUGUAGUCAGCAGAGAGCUCAUACAGAGGAGAAACCCUGUGACCAUAAUAACUGUGGGAAAAUACUUAACACCAGCCCAGAUGGUCAUCCAUAUGAGAAAAUCCACACUGCAGAGAAACAAUAUGAAUGUGGUCAGUGUGGUAAGAACUUCAGUCAAAGCUCAGAACUACUACUUCAUCAGAGAGACCACACAGAAGAAAAACCCUACAAAUGUGAACAGUGUGGGAAGGGCUUCACAAGGAGCUCGAGUCUGCUUAUCCAUCAGGCAGUCCACACAGAUGAGAAGCCUUAUAAGUGUGACAAGUGUGGGAAGGGCUUCACCAGGAGCUCAAGUCUGCUCAUCCAUCAUGCUGUCCAUACAGGCGAGAAACCUUAUAAAUGUGACAAGUGUGGGAAGGGCUUUAGUCAGAGCUCCAAACUACAUAUCCACCAGCGAGUCCACACUGGAGAAAAGCCCUAUGAGUGUGGGGAGUGCGGUAUGAGCUUCAGUCAGCGCUCAAACCUGCACAUCCACCAGCGAGUACACACAGGAGAGAGGCCCUACAAGUGUGGCGAGUGUGGGAAGGGCUUCAGUCAGAGCUCGAACCUGCACAUUCACCGGUGCAUCCACACGGGAGAGAAGCCUUACCAAUGCUAUGAGUGUGGGAAGGGUUUCAGCCAGAGCUCGGAUCUUCGCAUCCAUCUCAGAGUCCACACUGGGGAGAAGCCCUAUCAUUGUGGCAAGUGUGGGAAGGGAUUUAGCCAGAGUUCCAAACUCCUCAUCCACCAGAGAGUACAUACUGGAGAGAAGCCCUAUGAGUGCAGCAAGUGUGGGAAGGGCUUCAGCCAGAGCUCCAACCUUCACAUCCACCAGCGGGUUCAUAAGAAAGAUCCUCGCUAAGUGACAUUUGCCCGUUCAGGUCUUCACAGCGCUCAUACUGUAAAAACUGUUAAAUAUUUAGUAUCACUCUUACCUUUAUAUUCUACAAAGGAGAGAGAUGUAAGGGUUAUUUAGAUGUGUUUCCUCACUGAAAAAAAUUCAUUCAUUCAAAGUAUUUAAGUAUCAAGCACUUUUUUAUGCUGUACAAUGAAUGGAUUGUACUUAUUUUCAGAUGGGUAGAGUAAAAGUGUCUGUACUUUACAGUUCAACUACAUAUUCUACCCAGCAUUUCAAUGGCAAGAACUUUAUAUUUAUUCUCAAGCAGGGCAUGUUUUCCUUUGUUCACAUUCUCUGAGAAAUUGAAACUCUGGUUUCUCUUCAAAUUA